UGGAGCUCACUGGAAUCGUGCAGUUGGCCUGUCCGGCGGAGAGUCCGCCCACCCGCAGUCCUGUCACGCCCUCCCUGCCGAGGGCGCAGAGGAACCGUCAAGCCGCGUCCGUCGCCCCUGUCGUCCGCCCCUCGCUGUCCCGCCAUGGCCUCACGCCUCCUCCUCGGGUCCCUGCGCGUCCUGGGCCGAUGCUGCGCGCCGCGCCCGCCGCCCGCCGUAAGAUGUUCUCAUUCUGGAGGGGACAAACGUUUGGAAUCUCCUUCUGCUAAAAAAUUAACAGAUGUAGGAAUUAGAAGAAUCUUUUCUUCAGAGCACGACAUUUUCCGGGAAAGUGUAAGGAAGUUUUUUCAAGAAGAAGUGGUUCCUCAUCAUUCAGAAUGGGAGAAAGCUGGAGAAGUGCCCAGGGAACUCUGGGAAAAGGCUGGAAAACAAGGGCUGCUUGGAGUCAAUAUUGCAGAGCAGCAUGGUGGUAUUGGUGGUGACUUGUACUCCACAGCUAUUGUUUGGGAAGAGCAAGCAUAUUCAAAUUGUACAGGGCCAGGUUUCAGUCUUCAUUCAGAUAUCGUCAUGCCUUAUAUUGCCAACUAUGGCUCAAAAGAACAGAUUGAGCACUUCAUCCCCCAGAUGACAGCAGGCAAAUGCAUUGGUGCCAUAGCAAUGACAGAGCCUGGUGCUGGAAGUGACUUACAAGGAGUAAGAACAAAUGCCAAAAAGGAUGGAAGUGAUUGGAUUCUCAAUGGAAGCAAGGUAUUCAUCACUAACGGCUGGCUAAGUGAUGUUGUGAUUGUAGUCGCAAUCACAAAUCGUGAAGCUCGUUCUCCUGCCCAUGGCAUUAGCCUUUUUCUGGUAGAAAAUGGAAUGAAAGGAUUUAUUAAAGGACGGAAGCUACAUAAAAUGGGAUUAAAAGCCCAGGAUACUGCAGAACUGUUUUUUGAAGAUGUCCGAUUGCCAGCUAGUGCCUUACUUGGAGAAGAGAAUAAAGGCUUCUACUAUCUCAUGCAAGAGCUUCCACAGGAAAGGCUGUUAAUUGCUGACUUGGCAAUUUCAGCCUGUGAAUUUAUGUUUGAAGAAACCAGGAACUAUGUUAAACAACGAAAAGCUUUUGGGAAAACGGUUGCACACAUACAGACAGUACAGCAUAAACUAGCAGAAUUAAAAACACACAUAUGUGUAACCAGAUCUUUUGUGGACAGCUGUCUGAAGCUACAUGAAACGAAACAUCUGGAUUCUGCCUCUGCUUCUAUGGCGAAAUAUUGGGCAUCUGACUUACAAAACAGCGUUGCUUAUGAAUGUGUACAGCUCCAUGGAGGCUGGGGAUACAUGUGGGAGUACCCAAUUGCAAAAGCUUAUGUGGAUGCCCGUGUUCAGCCAAUCUAUGGUGGUACCAAUGAAAUAAUGAGGGAGCUGAUUGCAAGAGAUAUCGUCAGUGACAAGUAGACAUCUGCCCACAUCCUGGAAUCCUAUUACAGCUAAUCUGGUUUUAAAUCUACUCAAGAUAAAAUGAAACCUGGAAGGAGGGGAAAUGCUAAAUAUGUUUUUAUGUGCCUUCUGUAUAGAGAAAGAAAUCAAAUAUAAAUAUAACAUUAACAGUGGAAGGAGAAAUAUCUGUAUCCAAAGAGUAAAAUUCUCCUGUGAAGGUUUUACUUUUAAGUUUUUAUAUUGUUAAAGGUCAAAAUUUCUCUGACUCUAGAAGCCUUAAUAUUUCAUUUAUCUCUAUAAUUUUUAAAAGCAUAAAUUGCUUAAAUCCCUAAAAUUGAGGCAGAAUUGAUUUAUAUAUGAUAUACUACUUUAAAAGCAUUAACAUUACAUGGACUUUUAAAGGGAAAAAUAAAUCUAACUUAGACUAUGAAGACAUUUCAGCUACCUUUGCUCCAGAUUCCCUGGAAUAUUGGUUCCUACCAUGCUACCAUCAAGUUCUUUUUGAGCAACCCUUCUUGGAAACAGAUCAUCACAUUGUACCCUAUAAAUAUGUCCAGUCAUUGUGUAUCAAUUAAAAAUAAAGUGAAACUUUAAAAAGAAAACAAA
Ictidomys tridecemlineatus (thirteen-lined ground squirrel) is the source of this 2025-nucleotide messenger RNA. It is a transcript of the gene Acadl, whose product is annotated as acyl-CoA dehydrogenase long chain. The record is from RefSeq and is a predicted model, not a curated record. Gene Ontology annotation, molecular function: flavin adenine dinucleotide binding; long-chain fatty acyl-CoA dehydrogenase activity. Gene Ontology annotation, biological process: fatty acid beta-oxidation using acyl-CoA dehydrogenase; carnitine metabolic process, CoA-linked; long-chain fatty acid catabolic process. Gene Ontology annotation, cellular component: mitochondrion; cytoplasm. Lineage: Eukaryota; Metazoa; Chordata; Mammalia; Rodentia; Sciuridae.